CUGAAUCCGCCCAUAUCUAACAAACCAAAAAAAAAAAUCCACAAGUAUUUUUAUAAAGAUAUGGUGGAUGAACAUGUGAAAUUGGUACCAAUAGCCAAUGUAGGAAGGAUUAUGAAACAAAUCUUGCCACCAACAGCCAAAAUAUCGAAAGAAGCUAAGGAAACCAUGCAAGAAUGUGCAUCAGAAUUUAUUAGUUUUGUAACUGGUGAAGCAUCUGACAAGUGUCACAAGGAGAAUCGUCGAACGGUUAAUGGAGAUGACAUCUGUUGGGCUCUGAGUUCACUUGGUUUUGACAACUAUGCUGAGGUUAUGUUGAGGUACUUGUAUAAGUUGAGAGACUUUGAAAGAGUAAGAGCUAAUCAAAACAAAUUAGGUUUAAAUGAUGAUGAUAAUACUGAUGAUGACGAUGAUGAUGGUGAAGCUCGACGUGCUAGUACUACUUCUCUAGCACCAUUGGAGAUUAAUGUAAUGGAAAGAGUGCAACGUAGACGCUUCAAUUAAAGAUUUUGGAUCAUUUCUCGAUUUGUGCAGUAGUGUUAUGGUGAUUUUUUUGAUGUAUCGUUCAACUAUAUGGAGUUUUUUGUCAA
This is a messenger RNA of Solanum lycopersicum (tomato), 587 nucleotides long. Its product is annotated as nuclear transcription factor Y subunit B-4-like. Gene Ontology annotation, biological process: regulation of transcription by RNA polymerase II. Gene Ontology annotation, molecular function: DNA-binding transcription activator activity, RNA polymerase II-specific; RNA polymerase II cis-regulatory region sequence-specific DNA binding; protein heterodimerization activity. NCBI's taxonomy places the organism in Eukaryota, Viridiplantae, Streptophyta, Magnoliopsida, Solanales, Solanaceae. The record is from RefSeq and is a predicted model, not a curated record. Gene Ontology annotation, cellular component: nucleus; CCAAT-binding factor complex.